GAAUAAUGACUGAAUAUUUGAAAUGUGAAAGAAAUGCUGUUGAAGUAUUUGUUAUUAAGACUUGUUUGUAAUAAAGGUUGGAAAGAAUAAUAGAACCAUUAGGAUAUCGUGGAAUAAGAUACUUUACCUUAUCUAAGAAACUUAAACCUCAACUAUUAUACGAAAUUUAAUUAUCUCAGUGUAAAAAAAAAAAGAAAUCAAAUUCUGUCAUUAAUGACUAAUGAACUAGCGAUAGAUACGACAUGAAAUAGUUAGGAAGAGCAGAUUUAACAUAAUUGCCUUCUUUUGCUUUUGAAAUACGGACGAAGUUCUUCGCAAUCUUGUUUCAAUAAUUCUAUCAUUUCAAACUUCACUGCAAACGAGCAUAAUAUUUUUAGACAAGUUUUAAAGAAUUUAGACAUUCAUUUGCAUUAGGAAGAAAAGUAAAAAUAAUGGAUCCACGGUGCAAAAAGCCUCGCGAUUUUGUAGCAGCCUAUAAAAAUUUAGCCGAGGAAAUUCACAAGAGAAACCGCUUAUGUAUAAAAUGGUUUCAGAAGUAUGAAUGGUUAUUAGAUGAACACAAGAAAUUACAGAAAGAAUUAGAGAAAUUGUGCGAAGAAAAGCAAACGGUUAUUGCCACGGAAACGUUCGAGCGAAAGGAGGGAAAAACUUGUUUGCCAGCUCCGAUUACUACUAGUGGCGAGACUUUGUACGGUUGGCUCGCAUCGAAACCAAAAUUUCAAUUGGAAAUAUAUGGAGCUUAUAGACCGCAAUAUCCCGAUCCUCUUAAAGAAAUAACGCCAUUAUUUGGAAAUAUGCCUGCUCUUCCAGUAGGCAUAGGUUAUAUUUGGUAAAAUACAAGACGAAUAUUUAAAUAAAGAGAACGACGCAUCUUCGAU
This is a messenger RNA of Bombus pyrosoma, 878 nucleotides long. RefSeq lists its product as uncharacterized. NCBI's taxonomy places the organism in Eukaryota, Metazoa, Arthropoda, Insecta, Hymenoptera, Apidae. The record is from RefSeq and is a predicted model, not a curated record. The coding region runs from base 432 to 833 and encodes 133 amino acids. The transcript is spliced from 4 exons.